AUGAGCAGCAACACUGCUCAGACCGCUGCGGCUCUUGCCAACGGCAACCACCUCAAGCAGAAGCGCGCCCGCUCACAGCUCUCAUGUACGCCAUGUAGGACAGGCAAGCUGAAAUGUAAUCGCGAGAAACCGUACUGUGAUCAGUGCCUCAAGCGGAACAGGGAGGCCCAGUGUAUCUUUGUGCCUCCACCGGUGAAGAACAAGCCGGUGCAGAAUGUAAAGGGUCGCAUACGGCAGCUGGAGGAUUUGGUGGUGGACCUCAUGAACCAAAACCGGACAGCACAGCACGCACAACGUCAGAAAGAUCGAAGCAAGGAGAAUGAGAGUGAAGAAAGGCAGCAGCGGCAGAAGGAGGACGACAGCGAAGCUGCCGUGCUCUUUGGCUCCAUGCGCAUCAGCAAGAACGAGAUCAGCUAUGUUGGCGAGUCGCAUUGGGGUGCUAUACUGAAUAGUAUAUCCGAUUUGAAGCGCGAGCUCGAAGAUGACGACGAAGAAGAGCUUGAGACUACAGGCCCACAGAACCCCCUCGGUCAUAGUGAUACAAAUGCGAGCGCUGUACCUGACAAGAAGAUAACAGAUAGGCUGUUGAGCCUGUGGUUCAACUCGCCGGAUCCGUUUAAGCCCAUCAUUCAUGCGCCGACAUUCCAAGAAGAGUAUAAGCGCUUCUGGCGAAACCCACAAGAUACGCCUCCAAUGUGGCUGGGCUUGCUCUUCGCCAUACUGAGCCUGGCGACCUCGUUCGCUCUGCGCGAUACCGAUCCUGCUAGCGAACAGGCGCAGAAGGUGUUGGGUGAGGUCAACAAGUACCACUCGCUCUCGGCUUCUGCAGCAGUCAUGGCGGACUUCAGCAAACCCAAAGAGUACACGCUGGAAUGCUUGAUCAUAUACGCAGCCGGCCUUAGGAGCAACAAUGCAUUUGUCAAUGUAUGGCUCAUGAUCGGACUUAUCAUCCGUUUAGCAUUACGGACGGGCUGUCACCGCGACUCGAAGCAUUACCCGAGCAUCACGCCGUUUCAGGGCGAGAUGCGUCGGCGCAUUUGGGCGGUUAUUAGUAUGAUAGAUGUUCUCAUCUCGUUCCAGCUUGGCCUACCAAGCAUGGUCCGGACCCUACAGAGCGAUGCGCAGCCGCCGCGUAACCUGCUUGACCGAGACUUCAAUCCUCGUACGCAGGUUAUGCCGCCAGGGCGCUCUAUCGGUGAGCUCACGCCUUCGUCAUACACACGGGCAAAGCUUCGAAUCGUUAGAAUCUUCGGCGAUGCAGCAGAGGCCAGCCACGCCACCGUGCCACCGUCGGAAGAAGAAAUGGCGCAGCUGGAUCGCGGACUGGAGGAGGCAAAGCAGGCUGUGCCGCCAUUACUUCAGAUGCCUGACAUCACAGAGGUGGUCACAGACCCUGCCGAGCAGCUCAUGUGUCGCUUCAACCUAGACCUUCUGUACCUCAAGACGAAGCUCGUGUUACAUCGGCGGUAUAUGCUCACUCCGCUCUCUCAACUCUCGCUUGAGGAGCAGGUGAGAGGUAUAGGCAACAGCAGAAAGAUCUGCAUUGAUUGUGCUCUGCGUGUGCUGCAACAUCAUCAUACGAUCUACUCUGCGUCUCAACCUGGAGGGCAACUAGAGAGUGUGAAAUGGUACAUGGGCUCAAUAAGCACCCAUGAUUUCCUUCUCGCCGCGAUGGUCAUUUGCCUGGAGCUUUCACAGCAG
Baudoinia panamericana UAMH 10762 is the source of this 1701-nucleotide messenger RNA. RefSeq lists its product as uncharacterized. Gene Ontology annotation, molecular function: DNA-binding transcription factor activity, RNA polymerase II-specific; DNA binding; zinc ion binding. Lineage: Eukaryota; Fungi; Ascomycota; Dothideomycetes; Mycosphaerellales; Teratosphaeriaceae. The transcript has 3 exons. The annotation marks the transcript as partial. Gene Ontology annotation, cellular component: nucleus. The record is from RefSeq and is a predicted model, not a curated record. Gene Ontology annotation, biological process: regulation of DNA-templated transcription; DNA-templated transcription.